Hyaloscypha bicolor E is the source of this 1131-nucleotide messenger RNA. RefSeq lists its product as uncharacterized. The transcript has 3 exons. The record is from RefSeq and is a predicted model, not a curated record. Bases 82 to 1131 code for a protein of 349 amino acids. Gene Ontology annotation, cellular component: fungal-type vacuole membrane; plasma membrane. Lineage: Eukaryota; Fungi; Ascomycota; Leotiomycetes; Helotiales; Hyaloscyphaceae. Gene Ontology annotation, biological process: transmembrane transport. Gene Ontology annotation, molecular function: transmembrane transporter activity.
UUCUUUUCGAAUUUUAAAAUAACAUAUCUGGAACUCCUUCUAGGCAUCAUCGAGACUAAGUAAUUCCAAUUGACAAGAUGAAUGCUAAAACCGAAACAGCUUGGCCUCCGUGCAAUUGCAACCUCCCGUUACUCCUUUGGUUUCUAUGGCGCAAAGCUCUGCUCCGUCCUCAACGUGGUAAUCGGCGGUGGUUUCGCAGUUGUGAACGUCGUGGUUGUCGGACAAAUUCUCUCUGCCGUCUCAGACUACACAAUGACCAUCGCGGUUGCACCUCAAGUGGAUCCCUCUAUCCCUGCUCUCGACACCGGGUUAGGAUUUACAGGUUCCUUCCUCAGCUUCCUCGCUAUUAACUUCUCGUCCGCUUCAGGAUGGUGCUCUAUCGCAUCGGACUACUACUGCAACUACCCCGCCAACACUAAGUCGUGGAAGAUCUUCUUCCUGACCCUGGCUGGUAUCUCCAUUCCCACCAUUUUCGUGACGGUAAUUGGUGUAUGCCUUGGAAACGCAGCUAUCAGCUCCUCCGUGAACCCCAUCCUGACAGAAGCAUACAACGACCACGGGCUCGGCGGGCUCCUACGAGAAUCGUUCCACCCACUGCGAUUCUCCAAAUUCUGCCUUGUCCUGCUCGUCUUCUUGGUUCUCGGGAACAACAUCGCAGUAAACUACUCCUCCGGUCUCAGCAUGCAGCUUCUGGGCCAUUACUUCCACGCCGUGCCCCGUUUCAUCUGGUCCUUCGUCAACGCACUCAUCAUUGCAAUUCUCGCUAUUGCCGGCCGGCAACAUCUCUCGACUAUCGUUAGUAACUUCGUGUCCUUGCUCGGCUACUGGACUGUGUCUUUCACGCUCAUUCUCCUGGUUGAGGAUCAGUGGUUCAGAAGAAAGGAGGGGUACAACCUCCUGGUCUGGGACGUACCGAAUAAAUUACCCUGGGGCCUAGCGGCUGUAAUGGCGCUGCUGACAGGAUACUUGGCCGGUGGAGUGACAGGCAUGUCGCAGACAUGGUAUAUUGGCCCUAUUGCAGCCAAGUUCGGCGGUUACGGAGGCGAUGUCGGCAUCUAUCUUUCUGGCGUCUUGACUCUUAUUGUAUACCCGCCAGCACGCUGGUAUGAGCGCAAGGUGACUGGGAGAUAA